This is a messenger RNA of Saccharomyces cerevisiae S288C, 1869 nucleotides long. RefSeq names its product gamma-tubulin complex subunit SPC72 (gene SPC72). NCBI's taxonomy places the organism in Eukaryota, Fungi, Ascomycota, Saccharomycetes, Saccharomycetales, Saccharomycetaceae. Bases 1 to 1869 code for a protein of 622 amino acids. The record is from RefSeq and is marked reviewed. Gene Ontology annotation, cellular component: spindle pole body. The transcript has a single exon.
AUGGUACGUCGAUGGAUUCCUAGUGGCAGGCAUCUUCGCAAUAAUGACAACACUGGUGAUGAUGACGACAGCGAGUUCACAAACUCGAUGGAUUCUGGGAUGUCCAUACCAUCACUCAGGGACUCCAUGACCACGAGGUCAUCUCAUAACGAUCCCAUCAAGCCUGCUCUGAUGAACGAUUCCAACAAAGUCAAAAAUUUGGAGAAGGAGUUGACUAAUGCCAAAAUCAAGAUUCAAGUACUCUAUGAAUACAUUCGCAGAAUCCCUAAUAAAGACGGCAAUGCACCAUCGCUGGGCAAUGACACUGAUUUUAGAAAUUCGAUUAUCGAGGGUCUAAAUCUUGAAAUAAACAAAUUGAAACAGGAUUUAAAGGCGAAGGAAGUCGAGUACCAAGAUACGCUACAAUUCGUUCAAGAGAAUUUAGAAAAUUCGGAAAGUAUCGUGAAUACGAUCAAUCACCUAUUGUCCUUUAUAUUGACGCAUUUUAAUGAGCAAGAUGAAAAUGCCCAUCUUCUUGAUAAAGAAGAGAGGGAGACCCUGGAGGAAACUUUAGAGCUGAGCUCGGAUUAUGUUCUUGAAAAAAUGGAUACUUUGUCCAAGUUCAUCAUCCAAUUCUUGCAGGACUUUUUGCAUUCCAAAAGUCGAGCGGAAUCAAAGCAGGAUAAGGAAGAAUUUCUUUCACUGGCCCAGUCCUCACCAGCAGGAUCACAGUUAGAAAGUAGGGACUCACCAUCAAGUAAAGAGGAGAAUACUGAUGGUGGAUACCAGAAUGACGAAAUUCAUGACAGUAACAACCACAUUGAUACAGAAAAUGUAAUGGCAAACAGUACUUCCUUACCAAUUUCAGCCGUCGAGUCUCGUUUUGAGAAAACCUUAGACACUCAAUUAGAGAUUGUCAUAGAAAAUUUGCACAAAGAAUAUGAUCAAUUUAUAAAUUCCAUUAGAUUGAAAUUCGAGAAAUCGCAAAAAUUAGAAAAAAUAAUAGCGUCCAAACUAAAUGAGCAGUCUCAUCUACUAGAUUCCUUAGAAUUGGAAGAAAAUUCUAGUUCCGUUAUAGAAAAACAAGAUCAUUUGAUUUCCCAACUGAAGGAAAAGAUCGAAUCGCAAUCUGUCUUGAUAAACAAUUUGGAAAAAUUGAAGGAAGACAUCAUUAAAAUGAAACAAAAUGAAAAAGUUUUAACCAAAGAACUGGAAACUCAGACCAAAAUCAAUAAACUAAAGGAAAAUAAUUGGGACAGCUACAUCAAUGACUUGGAAAAACAAAUCAAUGACCUUCAAAUCGAUAAAUCAGAGGAAUUCCACGUAAUACAAAAUCAGUUAGACAAAUUAGACUUGGAGAAUUACCAAUUAAAAAAUCAGUUAAAUACUUUGGACAACCAAAAGUUAAUACUAUCCCAAUAUGAAAGCAAUUUUAUCAAAUUUAAUCAGAACCUUUUACUACACCUUGACAGUAUUUUCAAUAUUCUGCAGAAAAUCUUACAAGAAAGUUCUAUUGCCCAAUUUGACAGGAAAAUGAAAUCCAUAAAAUCUGUACCAAAUGCGUUGAAAAACUUGAAUUUGAUUCAGCCCAAACUAGAAUCGCUCUACACUUUUAUAGAGACUGCAUUAGAGUCCAUAAUAAACUCAUAUAUCUCUUCACUGAUUUCCAUGGAAACCCCAGAGCAGCCACAUCAACAGGGCAAUGAAUUAACGGCAACUCCAAAUAAAGAACUGACCUUACGAAUAGAGGAGUUACAAAGAAGAUGGAUAUCCGAAAGAGAAAGACGGAAGCUCGAUGCUAACGCUUCAGAAGCUCGAAUCAAGGCUUUAGAACAGGAAAAUGAGUCAUUGAGAUCGAAACUUUUCAACCUAUCAAUCAACAAUCCCUAA